AUGGUUUUGGCCGGAUCGGUUCUUGGUAUAUUACUUUGUAUUGCAAAUUUAGUAAUCAUUUUCCUCAAGACUCCAUGGAAUGAUUACUUCUUCGCAGGUUUUACCAUUGUCGGAACAAUCACCUUCAUUUGUACUGAAUUCUUCCUAACAGCUCGUUCCAGAAAAGAACUUACUUUACUUGACCAAGUCGAGGAUACUCAAGAUAUCACUAUCCUUAAGUCAAAGAAUAAUUUUAAGCAGAUCCUAGCCACGGGUUUUCAAUUUGCACAUCCAAUUUGUUUAGAUUUGUCAAUAUUCAAACUUGCUGCAAAUGAAUGGAAAGAUGCAUUAGAUAUGUGGUCUCUUUUCGCUAAAUUCUGUGCUAUUUAUCCAGAAAAUAGCCAAACAUUACAAAUGAUCAGAGCAAGUAUCGCUUCUGUCAAAACAAAAGACAAAUUAGUAGGUGUAAUCAUAGAAUGCACAAACUAUAUCAUCAAGACAAGAGAAACAAAGUACACACCUCAGUUAAAAACGAAAAUUUCAAAAUUAUCCAAAUUAUUUAUGAAGACAAGAAACAGACAACGCAACAUCUGGGAUCUAGUACUUCAAGGAAACAUAAGUGACUUAAGCUCAAUCAUUAAAAGAACUCAAGAAUCAGUAUAUGAAUGCGAAAUCGAAAUGUCUCACUUAUUAAUGCAGUAUCCAAGUAACAGAUUUAUUGCAAAGCAGAACAUGAUCUUCCUCAGCGAUGUAAAAGGCGAUCCAAUCGAAGCAAAGAACUAUUCAGAAACAUUAUCGAAAUUACAGAGGGGAUUUACGACAUCAGAAGACAACAUUCGUAGUCUAGGUAUGAUAGCGUUUCCAAAUCUCCCUGAAAUUUCAAAUACAGAACAGCAAGUUCAGAAAAUUAAAACAACAGACGACGGAUUAAUAACCGAUGACAUUGUAAUUGAAGAAACAGUCAAUAUAGAAGCCAUUGAGUCCAUUUCAAAGCAGAUAGAUAACCAUAAAAUCCCGGCUAUCCAAUUCAUCUACUUUUCUACGCUUUUGCUUUGGUUCUUUUUCAUUGUAUUGCCUUUUAUAGCAUUCCUCAUCGCUUACCAGUUCUUUGCUAAGCAGUUAUCCCAGCCAGUGACAUUCAUGGAGGGAAUUGCUCAAACAAGGAAUGUUAUUUCUAUGCUUAGCGGUUAUGUCAAUCGCUUUUUAUUUAUGCAAAUCGAUGAUCCACACAUGCCAGGAACAAAGGUUGGGGAAGCUUUACAACUUGUUGAAGGCAUGACAUUGUCACAUUUAGGCGGCUCUACUGUUUCAUCUGAAGUUUAUUGCUUCAAAAGUUCCAGAAUCGAACACAAAGAUGGCUCAACUUCGUUCAUUCCAGCCUAA
Trichomonas vaginalis G3 is the source of this 1362-nucleotide messenger RNA. RefSeq names its product guanylate cyclase protein. The coding region runs from base 1 to 1362 and encodes 453 amino acids. The record is from RefSeq and is a predicted model, not a curated record. Lineage: Eukaryota; Parabasalia; Trichomonadida; Trichomonadidae. The transcript has a single exon.